Populus trichocarpa (black cottonwood) is the source of this 3294-nucleotide messenger RNA. RefSeq names its product pentatricopeptide repeat-containing protein At2g46050, mitochondrial. The transcript is spliced from 3 exons. Bases 252 to 2066 code for a protein of 604 amino acids. Gene Ontology annotation, biological process: RNA modification. NCBI's taxonomy places the organism in Eukaryota, Viridiplantae, Streptophyta, Magnoliopsida, Malpighiales, Salicaceae. The record is from RefSeq and is a predicted model, not a curated record. Gene Ontology annotation, molecular function: RNA binding; protein binding.
AAAUGGAUUUAAAAACAUAGAGAUUAAAUUAAUAAAUAUUUCUUAAAAACAUUGAGGACUAAUUAAUCAUUUCUUCUAAGUUCCAGCAACUAACUCCAUAAUUUUCCUACGAUCAACUUUGGUGCUCAAUUCAUAUAUUGCAUGAUUGCAUCUUCCGAUGAUCUCCACAUCCCACUUUCUUUCAAUCCCUACCGUCCAUUCUCAAACGUCAGUUACCAUUCCCGCCAUUUCCUUCUCCAAGAAACCAAAUCAUGCCGCCAAAAACAAAAACCCUUCUCACCAAAUCUCUCUCACUUCUCCCUCCUACUCGACUCAGAUCAUUAACAACCGUUCCCGAGUCAACUCACUUAACCGAUCCCCACUUAACCCAUUCUUUCUGCUCCAGAGCCCUAAACUUCUCUGCCAAAAUGGGUUUUCUUCGUGAAGGAAAACAAGUACAUUCACAUGUUAUAAAGUUGGGAUUUUGUAAUGUAUUGUCCUUGCAAAAUCAGAUUUUGAAUGUUUAUAUAAAAUGCAAAGACUUUAAUUAUGCGCACAGAUUGUUUGACGAAAUGCAUGUGAGAAACGUGGUUACAUGGAAUACUGUGAUUUGCGGGCUUGUAGACUGCAGGGGCAGUGAUUAUGAGUCAAGUGUCUACAUGGGUUUUUGUUAUUUUAGGAAAAUGCUGCUCGAUAAGGUAGGUUUUGAUGCCAUAACUCUUAAUGGGUUGCUUCGCGCAUGUCUCGAGUUAAAUGAUGUCGAGAUUGGUAGAGAAUUGCAUUGUUUUAUAGUGAAAUUGGGUUUUGCAGUGAAUAGUUUUGUCAACAGUGCUCUGGUUGAUUUGUAUGGGAAAUGUGGAUUAGUCAAGGAAGCGAGGCGUGCUUUUGAUGAAGUAUACUGUAGAGAUUUGGUGUUAUGGAAUGUGAUGUUGUCUUGCUAUGCUAUGAAUUGCUUAGCUGAAGAGGCUUCCGGUUUCUUUAAGUUAAUGCAAGAGGAGAAUUUUAUGACGGAUGGUUUUACAUUUUCUAGUAUGCUCAAUUCAUGUGGAACUCUGGGAUCUUGUAACCUAGGAAGACAGAUCCACGGUCUUUCUAUCAAACUGUCUUUUGAUUUAGAUGUAUUGGUGGCUAGUGGCCUUGUUGAUAUGUAUGCAAAGAGUGAAAAUAUAGAUGAUGCUCGCAAGGCUUUUGAUGGGAUGGCUGCUAGAAAUGUAGUCUCAUGGAAUACUAUGGUUGUGGGUUACGGUCGCCUUGGAGAUGGGGGGGAAGCUAUGAAACUUCUCAUUGGAAUGUUUCAAGAAGAUUUAAGACCUGAUGAAAUUACUCUGGCUAGCAUUAUUAGAUCAUGCAGCAGUGCAUUGACCUCUUGCGAAAUUAUGCAAGUCAAUGCUUAUGUACUUAAAAAUGGUUUCCAUGCCUUUUUAUCAAUUGCAAAUGCUUUAAUAAAUGCAUACUCCAAGGGCGGUAGCAUUGCAAUGGCACUUCAGUGUUUUAACACAGUUCUGGAGCCUGAUCUUGUUACUUGGACUUCACUUAUUGGUGCGUAUGCAUUCCACAGUCUUCCAAAAAAUAGUAUUGAUACUUUUGAGGAGAUGUUAGCUGAUGGUGUAUGGCCAGAUCAAAUUGUCUUUCUGGAAGUCCUUUCUGCCUGUAGCCACGCAGGGCUAGUAAAUGAGGGGCUUCAUUACUUUAGUUUAAUGAAAGAUUAUCAUAUUUUGCCAGGUUUAGAGCACUAUACUUGUCUCAUUGACCUUCUUGGUAGAGCCGGUCUCUUGGAUGAGGCUUUUAAUAUUUUGAAUUCAAUGUCAAUUGGGUAUAGCUCAGACACCUUGGGAGCAUUUAUCGGGGCAUGUAAAAUCCAUGGAGACGUAAAAUUAGCUAAAUGGGCUGCAGAAAAGCUUUUUGAAAUGGAGCCAAACAAGCCUGUAAAUUAUACUCUUAUGUCUAGCGUCUUUGCUUCUGAAGGUCACUGGCAUGAUGUGGCAAGAAUACACAAACUGAUGAGGGAUAGGUGUGGUCACGGAGUUCCAGGUUGUAGCUGGAUGGAAUAUGCUGGUACCAUAGAUGAAGUUCCUGUCAAAAUUUAAUCGGUGUAUGGUAUGUUAGGGAAUGCCCCAUGGGUAAUACAGGAACAAUAUUUUCUUUCCAAGUACAUGCCAUGCAUGACAAUGUUUGGGAUGAACGUGCACUAUAGCUCCCCUCAUCUGAUGCCUUGGCUUGAAACAAGCUUCUCGACUGUUGAAGAUGUUUUGAUGGCAAGGUUAACCCCCUUUCAUCUUACUGGGCCUAGUUGGGCGAGACAGUCCAAAUGUAGAAGGCAAGUUAAACCGCAACUCAGGUGUCAAGCUUUUUGCUCACUCGAGAGUCAUUGAACAAGUGGCUCAACUAAAAUCUGAUAGUAGUAUGCAUCUUUGAAGUCCUUUGGAUAAUUUUCAUAAUGCAAAUAUCGCAACAUCCUUGCUAGAAAUGUCUUCCAUAGGUCCUUUUCUUUGUGUUGCUGACAUCAGCAUAUGUUAGGUGAUAGAGAUCCAGUAUAGAAACACCAACCGCCUUCUACCACUUAAAGUUGGUUGGGUUCUGAUUGAAUGGUCACAUCUCCCUAGUAACAAUUCAAAUUAACACCAAUCCAUUUUUUUAUUUGUUGUAAAACAGGUGUUGAUGGAAAGUUUCCCUUUAAACUCUGGCAAUCUUCAACAAACUGCAAAACCCUGUCAUUUUCCACUGCCACUUCAGUACUUAUCACUGUUUAUAACUCUGACAAUCUCCAUCCUAACUGCACAGACCAGUUGAUUGACUUCUAAUCAAAGGGGUUUUUGGUGUGAAACCAACUGUGAUUUGGACAAGGAAAGGAUCAGAAACUACCAUCCAUUACAACUUGGGGCCACAUUGAAUAGAGCACAGACCCUCAAAACACUCCUGAAACUGACACGUGUCAGUUAAGUGUAACAUCACUGCCCUUCUCUGUCUCUGUGCAAAUUGUCACCAGCUCUAAGAGAGGCCAGGAUGUUUCGGUGUCUUUAUGAGUGAAAUGAAGGCCACUAGCCGCUACCAAGUGCUGGGAUUUGACUCAGGGCACAACCAAGCAAUAAGAUGACCUUUUCCUUGUGGGAUUUUUGUGGUUCAAUGAGAGAAGAUUGUCCACACUCCCGGCCUCAUGAUUCAACAACUUUUUCUAAUUUCUAGAGUGUUGAUAGCGUCCAUAACCAACACAUGAUUUUGUUUCUCUGUGGAAAAUCAAUCGAUCAAUCUCUAGAUCCUUUCCUUAACAGGUCAAAAUGUAUUGGUAUCAUUUUAAUCUUAUUCAGUUAUUCAUCC